This is a messenger RNA of Xenopus laevis (African clawed frog), 1190 nucleotides long. It is a transcript of the gene sox2.L, whose product is annotated as SRY-box 2 L homeolog. Gene Ontology annotation, biological process: cell differentiation; brain development; negative regulation of transcription by RNA polymerase II. The record is from RefSeq and is marked provisional. Gene Ontology annotation, cellular component: nucleus. Gene Ontology annotation, molecular function: DNA-binding transcription activator activity, RNA polymerase II-specific; RNA polymerase II cis-regulatory region sequence-specific DNA binding. Lineage: Eukaryota; Metazoa; Chordata; Amphibia; Anura; Pipidae.
CUGACAGCCCACAUCACAUGGACGGUUGUCUAUUAACUUGUUUCAAAAAAGUAGCAGGACUUGUCACAAGCGCAGGGAGGGACAGCAGUUGGCUCAGCUGCCCGAGAGCAGAAACCGAGAGAGAGAGAGAGGCUGUGGCGGGAGAGAGAAAGUGAAGAUAGUUUGGGAAACUGUGGGAAACUGAUUCCGCUCUGCCAGCCUUUGCUCCCCACACGCCGCCUCGAUGUACAGCAUGAUGGAGACCGAGCUCAAGCCCCCCGCCCCCCAGCAGCCAUCGGGGGGCAACUCCAACUCUGCGUCCAACAACCAGAAUAAGAACAGCCCGGACCGAGUGAAGAGACCCAUGAACGCUUUCAUGGUAUGGUCCAGGGGCCAGAGGAGAAAGAUGGCUCAGGAGAACCCCAAGAUGCACAACUCGGAGAUCAGCAAGAGGCUGGGGGCUGAGUGGAAGCUCCUCUCCGAGGCCGAGAAAAGACCCUUCAUCGACGAGGCCAAGAGGCUGCGAGCUCUGCACAUGAAGGAGCAUCCGGAUUAUAAAUACAGGCCCAGGAGGAAAACCAAAACCCUCAUGAAGAAGGAUAAGUACACUCUGCCCGGGGGCUUGCUGGCUCCUGGGGCCAACGCCAUGACUUCUGGGGUCGGGGGCAGCCUGGGGGCCGGGGUCAACCAGAGGAUGGACACUUAUGCCCACAUGAACGGCUGGACCAACGGGGGGUAUGGCAUGAUGCAAGAGCAGCUCGGAUACCCCCAACACCCGGGCCUCAACGCGCACAACGCGCCCCAGAUGCAGCCCAUGCACCGCUAUGAUGUCAGUGCCCUGCAAUAUAACUCCAUGAGCAGCUCGCAGACUUACAUGAACGGCUCGCCUACCUACAGCAUGUCCUACUCCCAACAAGGGGCCCCGGGCAUGUCUCUGGGAUCCAUGGGCUCGGUAGUCAAGUCGGAAUCCAGCUCCAGUCCACCUGUAGUCACCUCUUCUUCCCAUUCGCGGGCUCCGUGCCAGGCAGGGGACCUCCGGGACAUGAUCAGCAUGUACCUACCUGGGGCAGAAGUGCCAGAGUCCGCAGCGCAAAGCAGACUGCACAUGUCGCAACACUAUCAGAGUGCCUCAGUAGCGGGCACAGGGAUCAAUGGCACGCUGCCUCUGUCGCACAUGUGAAAAAGGCAAUACUGAAGAAACUUUUAUAUCC